Molecule: messenger RNA, 1409 nt
Organism: Sorex fumeus (smoky shrew)
Lineage: Eukaryota; Metazoa; Chordata; Mammalia; Eulipotyphla; Soricidae
Gene: ACTRT3
Product: actin related protein T3
Exons: 2
Coding region: 8-1126 (372 amino acids)
Source: RefSeq, a predicted model, not a curated record
CAGCGACAUGAGCUACUACCAGGUGCCGGUGGUCAUCGACAACGGCUCGGAAGUCAUCAAAGCGGGCCUGGCUGGGUCUCGGGAGCCCCAGUUUGUCUACCCGAACAUCAUCGGUCGCGCCAAAGGCCACAACUUGGCGAGCGAGGGCGCGUCCGAACUGUACGUGGGCGACCAGGCGCAGGAGCGGAGGAACGCGCUGUCCAUCAGCUACCCGGUGGAGCGAGGCCUCAUUACUUCCUGGGGGGAUAUGGAGAACAUGUGGAAGCAUAUGUAUGAUUAUAACCUGAAGCUAAAGCCCAGUGACGGUCCAGUGUUGCUUACCGAGCCAGCACUCAACCCACUGGCCAACAGGCAGCAAAUCACUGAAGUGCUUUUUGAGCACCUGAAUGUCCCUGCCUUCUACAUGUCCAUCCAGGGGGUCCUGGCUCUCUUUGCUGCGGGCUUCACAACUGGCUUUGUGCUGAGUGCAGGUGCUGGCGUUACCCAGAGUAUCCCUAUCUUUGAGGGCUACUGUCUUCCCCACGGGGUCCUGCAGCUAGAUCUGGCAGGCAUCGACCUCACCAACUUCCUCACGUCGCUGCUGAAGGACCACGGGAUCAUGCUGCUUGGUUCUACAGACAGGAGGAUUGUUGCAGACAUUAAGGAAACUUGUUGUUAUGUGACAAUGAACUACGAAGAGGAAAAAUGUAAGAAACCAGAUUGUAUAGAGAAAGUGUACCAGUUACCUGAUGGGAAGGUGAUCCGGCUCCAUGACCAGCUCUUCCAUUGUCCAGAGACCCUCUUCAGUCCGGCACUCAUGAACCUGGAUGCUCCUGGCAUUGAUAAGAUGUGCUUCAACAGUAUAAUGAAGUGUGAUUCAGACCUGAGGAGUUCCUUCUUCUCCAACAUCAUCCUUGCUGGGGGAUCAACCACUUUUCCUGGCUUAGACAAGCGUCUAGCUAAGGAUGUAGCAAAGUUGGCUCCUCCUAACACCCCUGUGCAGAUUAUAGCUCCCCCAGAAAGGAAAAUAUCCGUGUGGAUGGGAGGGUCUAUUCUUGCGUCCCUGUCAGCUUUCCAGGACAUGUGGAUUACUGCUGCAGAAUUUAAAGAAGUUGGACCCAACAUAGUGCACCAGCGAUGCUUCUGAGUACAGAUAAAAUGGCUAAAAGAAAGCAUUUGGAGAAUUUGUGAUAAAACUGGAUUUUAUGUGUUUCUGGGAGAACAAAAAUAUUUCGGUUGGAAUGCCCAUGCCUCUUGCAUAUCUAUAAUGGGAGAAAUCACAGUGAUGUCAUGAAAUACCGUGUUUUAUUUAGUAGAACUAAAUUAAAUGUUAGUAGAAACAAUUUUUAUCUUGAAGAUCUUUUCUUAUUUGUUUUGAUGCUCAGGUUACUUCUGGCUCUGUACUCAAGAAUUACUCCUGGUGGUGCUCA